AUGUCCGUUUCGUUAUUACAACCUUCUUUUUUUAUGUCAAAGACAAAAAGCUACGCGCAAAUUCUAAUUGGAUCUCGGUUGUUCUUAACAGCGAUGGCUAUUCAUUUAAGUCUUCGGGUAGCACCACCAGAUCUUCAACAAGGUGGAAAUUCUCGUAUUCCGUAUGUACAUGUUCCUGCGGCUCGGAUGAGUAUAGUAUUUUAUAUCGCAACGGCUAUAAACAGUUCCUUGUUCCCAUUAACAAAACAUCCCCUUUUUCUUCGCUCUUCCGGAACCGGUACAGAAAUUGGUGCUUUUUCUACUUUGUUUACCUUAGUGACUGGGGGGUUUCGGGGAAAGCCUAUGUGGGGUACCUUUCGGGUGUGGGAUGCUCGUUUAACUUCUGUAUUCAUCUUGUUCCUUAUUUACCUGGGUGCACUGCGUUUUCAAAAGCUUCCUGUCGAACCGGCUCCUAUUUCAAUCCGUGCUGGACCGAUCGAUAUACCAAUAAUAAAGUCUCCAGUCAACUGGUGGAAUACAUCGCAUCAACCUGGGAGCAUUAGCCGAUCUGGUACAUCAAUACAUGUUCCUAUGCCCAUUCCAAUCUUGUCUAACUUUGCUAACUUCCCCUUCUCCACCCGUAUCUUGUUCGUUCUGGAAACACGUCUUCCUAUUCCAUCUUUUCCCGAAUCUCCCUUAACGGAAGAAAUAGAAGCUCGAGAAGGAAUACCAAAAAAAACCUAG
Phoenix dactylifera (date palm) is the source of this 723-nucleotide messenger RNA. NCBI's taxonomy places the organism in Eukaryota, Viridiplantae, Streptophyta, Magnoliopsida, Arecales, Arecaceae. The record is from the annotation of a RefSeq genome assembly.